AUCUCUAUUUCUAUUUCUAUUUUGGUCGUGCGCUACGUUUUAUUUAUGUUUGCCAUGGGAAAAUACUGUUGUUAAUAGUGCUAAAAUAGGUACUCCUGGUAAACCUAAAAAGUGCUUUUGUCGAUUGACCUAUACAACAAACCAUCGGCACCAAAGUAAACAAGUUUUUCGGAGUACUUGUGCGUGCAUUCCGCAUCGGCCAGAAAACAGAAAAUCGGGCAAUAAAUAGUGAAAAGUGAGCUCUUUUUGGUAUAUAACUAAUUGUGUAUAUAAUAAUAAGAGUGAAACAGCCACCUAAGCAACGAUUGUGAAGAAAAAUUACUCACAUAUCUAUUUUUGCACAACGAACGACAACGAACAACAACAAACGGAGCAACAAAUGUUUGUUAAAACGAAACGCAGCUGAAGUUAAAGCAACCUAGUGCGGAUCCGGAGCAGCCUUGAACAGCUCGACCAUGGACCAGCCACUGGUGGUGCAGGCGGAGUACUCCUUCAUGGGCAGCAACAACGACGAGUUGUGCUUCCAGAAGGGCGAUCUCAUCACUGUCACCCAGCGGGAGGAUGGCGGCUGGUGGGAGGGAACGCUGAACGACAAGACUGGCUGGUUCCCCAGCAACUAUGUCAACGAGUGCAAGGUGCAGCUACCUCUGGCGGAGACCAUUCGGCCGCCGGAGGAAAUCCAGGAGUACCGAUCGGUGGUACUCAAGGAUCUGCUCGAUUCGGAGCGAGCCCAUGUGGCCGAGCUGCAGGGACUGCUCGAGAAUUUCCUGGAGCCCAUGCAACAGACUCAGAUUCUUAGCCAGGAUGAGUACGCCCAGCUGAUGUGCAACUUUGUGGAGAUCGUGCGAACGCACGAGGAUCUGCUCAUACAGAUCGAGGAGUGCAACGAUCGAGUCGGCAAGCUGUUCCUUACCAGCGCUCCCUUGAUGAAGAAGGUCCACCAGGCCUACUGUGCUGCACAUCCCAAGGCCAUUGUCAUAUUGGACAAGUACAAAGAUGACUUGGAAAAGUACAUGGAACGACAGGGAGCAGCCACUCCAGGCUUACUUGUGCUCACUACGGGUCUAUCGAAGCCCUUCCGCCGGCUGGACAAAUACUCAGCCAUGCUGCAGGAACUGGAGCGGCAUAUGGAGAGCAGUCAUCCGGAUCGCGGCGACACACAGCGGAGUGUGGCCGUGUACAAGGACAUAGCUGCCACCUGUUCGGCCACACGGCGCCAAAAGGAGCUGGAGCUGCAGGUGCUCACGGGUCCAGUGCGUGGAUGGCAGGGCCAGGAGUUGAGCACCCUUGGCGACAUCAUCCAUAUGGGCAGCGUGGCAGUUGGAGCGGACCAUCGCGAUCGAUACUUUGUGCUCUUCCCACAAACGCUGCUCUUCCUCAGCGUUAGUCAGCGGAUGAGUGCGUUUAUCUACGAGGGCAAACUUCCCUUAACCGGGAUCAUUGUGAAUCGCCUGGAGGACACGGAUGCCAUUAAAAACGCCUUCGAGAUUAGCAGUCCUCUGAUCGAUCGCAUUGUGGCUGUCUGCCAGGGUCCAAAUGAGGCCAACAAAUGGGUGGAGCUGCUCAACGCAAACAAUCCCAGCCUGCCGAUGGGCAUUAAACGGCAACUGAGCAAUCUGAGCAACUCCUCACUUGGUCACCUUAAUGCCGCUCAUCUUAGUCAACACUUAGAUUCACGGGGCUACUGCACACGGUUCUCGCUCUGUGCCUACUACACGAGUCCUCCUGGUCAGGUGCGUCCACUCCGAGUGACUCUUCCACCCAGCAAUUACCCGCCCACAGCUCCGUACGCCAAUCUGAGUGCCCACUUUUCGAGGCUCGUGAAGGCGGGCGGAUUGAGGAGUGCCAUUGUGAAGAUGCUGCUCUAUCCGCAGGCUCGUCAGAGCAUAGAUCUCAAGCGGAUUGCGCUGCGUAAGAAGCGCUGCCACAAGGCGUCCGCCAAGUUGAAGGAUCUCAAUGCCAACCAGGAUUCGGGGCAGUCGGAACUGGAGCGGCAGGAUGCCAUCGAGUUGCCUACGGACUCGGAGAGCUACGAUGAUGAUGACUUUGAGGAUGAUUUUUUGCAUUCCUGCGACUCAGAUCCGUUUGAAUAUGUGCAGUUUUACCAGAACCAGCGCAACGAUUCCAUGUGCAACUCCACGGGCACUUUUGUGGACCAUGGCACGGCAGCCAGAAGGCACUGUUCCUCCAUUAAUCUCAUCAAGCUGGAUUCUGUGGACACGGACGAGGUAUUGGCUCACAACGAACUCAAAAAAGAGUCGCUAAUUAUAGGAUCCAGGGCUCUGAGAGCCUUGGCUCGAAAGUCUACCACUCGGAAUUCCAGUGUGCACACCUCUACGGCAACUCUGGAGUUGGGACUAGGUGGCAGCGUCACCAACUGUGUGGAGGAGGAACCGCCACCAAAGCAUGCCCUGAAGCAACAGAGUUCCGAUGCCAGUUCCAUGUACGUGCCCAGAUUGGGCGGAGCCUUCACCGCCUGUGAGAACCUGGCCAGCAUGCCCGAUGAUUUCAGCCGGGAGUCCAGUGUCCAAGAGCCACCCACUCCACUGCCAGCUUCGCCGACAGAGCGGCACAGCAUGCCCACCAUAUUCGUGGGCAAUCGCUUUAAUCAGAGCAAAAACACGGAGGUAUAUGUGCCUACGUGGCGCGAUCGCCAAGAAAUGCAGAUGCAGAGCGUGGAUGCAGAGCAGGAGGAUGAGUUGCACUCCAGUUCCGUGGAUCUGCCGGCGGCCUGUCGCAUUGCUCCGGAUAAACUGCAGGCAGAGCUACUCUACAACUACGACGAGGUCGUGGCGAAUCCUCCGGCGCUGCAGCGCGAGCUGACUCCCUUUCCGGGGCACAAACUCAAUUCGGACAAAAGGGUUUCCCACAAAAGCGACAGUCCGUCGACGGGAAAUGUGAAGGCGGAUUCAAAUGCCGCUGCAAGAAGCAGUUCCACCACCGAACUCUGCAUUGAUACUGCUUCUAAAAAGCGCAAUCCUCCGCCGGAGAGGAGUAGGGAUUCCAUUAGGCGGUGCAUCAGCUAUCAGUUCCUACAGAUGUCCAAUCGCCCGGAUCCUCCACCACCGCCGCCGCGCCGGGAUCCGGACCUCCACUUGGACACCAAGUGCCGCUGCUGCGAGAGCUCCCAGUGUCCCAGUCCGCGAUCCAGUGACAGCGGAAUGGCUGGCAGCUGCACUAUAACCUCACCCGAUCCUCCCAACCCGGAGUCUUACUUUCCCAUGGAAGCCGUAGGCCAGGAUAUGCUGGAUAACGUGGAGCCGGAGCGAUUUGAUGUAUGCGGAAUGUUCAGGGAAAAGUUCCUUACCCCAGAGGCCACUCAGGAUGUUGUGGAACCACUGGAGGAUGAGCAGCCUCAGCUGCCUGAUGAACCCAUUACACCCACCAAUCGAAAGGAGGACUUCCCCUGCAUAAGCUCUGCCCAAGUGCAAGUGAACACGAGGAGUAUAUUCCUGCCCUCCAGCUCGAGCAUGGAUGAGACCAACAGGAGUGUCCCGUCCAACGAUCUCCUGUUUAGCUCGAGUUCCACUGAUCGACUGGGACCACAGGCCACCUUCCGAUCGGGAAUGUAUGCGCACUGGUGGAAGAAGGAGCGCCUGCCACCGGAGGUGGUGCGCGGCAUUGCACACGCCUACAACAAGAGCCUGCCCUCCAAGGACUCCAAGGACUCGGGAUCGGUGUGCUCCAGCUGCUUCUGUUCGCUGGGGGCCAGCGGUUACAGCGAGGGUGCCCUGUACUGCUCGGUGUGCCAGAACUGCGCGGAUUACUACAAUGGCAGCAACACUAGCACCACCAAUACGACGACCACCACCUCAUCUUCCAGCUGUCCAUUGUGCAGCGAGGACGAGGGGAUGAUCGCCUCCAUCCACGACUCCUCCUCACUCGACUGUCCCAUUUGCACGGGCCGCGUUGCUUCCGGCGCCGAAGAAGAUGUCACCGCCAUCGGGCCACAGCCUGCUCCUGCCAACCGGCGGCCGUCCACCGGCCACGCCCAGCAGCAUCCCGCCCAGCGGCAACAACAGCGGCGGCGGGAGCAACAGCCACCAGGGAUCACCGGCAACCAACUCGAUGUCGCAUCACAAACGGAGCCAAUCGUUCAACCACCAUCUCAGCUACAAUCAGUACACGCCCACUCAGCCUCCACCACAUCAUCUGCAUCCACAACAACCACCAAGUCUGCCAAGUCAUCUGGGGGCAGCCGGCCCCAGAUCAAGUUCAGUCCAGACACCAAGCAGCAAGACAGCAGCUCCAGUCCCGGCCUCAUCCAUGGACGCCAGUCCAGCAAUUCAGGCAGCGGCAGCAGCAGCGGCGGCAGCGGCGGGAAUGGGGGUGCCAAGCGCAAGGAAAGGAAGCACAAAGGCUAACUGGACCAUCAGCUGCCUGCGUCCCACCCCGCCUUUGCGGCCCAGUUUGUUGAAUGCCACCAGUGGAUCGGGGAGCGGCAGCGGUGGCGGCAGCAGCUCCA
Molecule: messenger RNA, 4465 nt
Organism: Drosophila elegans
Lineage: Eukaryota; Metazoa; Arthropoda; Insecta; Diptera; Drosophilidae
Gene: RtGEF
Product: rho guanine nucleotide exchange factor 7
Exons: 8
Coding region: 456-4364 (1302 amino acids)
Molecular function (GO): guanyl-nucleotide exchange factor activity; protein binding
Source: RefSeq, a predicted model, not a curated record